Messenger RNA from Ornithodoros turicata, 891 nucleotides. RefSeq lists its product as uncharacterized. The transcript is spliced from 2 exons. The record is from RefSeq and is a predicted model, not a curated record. The coding region runs from base 1 to 891 and encodes 296 amino acids. Lineage: Eukaryota; Metazoa; Arthropoda; Arachnida; Ixodida; Argasidae.
AUGGGAUCUGCAGACUACUUCCUCCUUCCAAACAUCCACAGCGCGAUAUCUUGCAGACGAACCUGGGGCAUCUCCAAUUCACCCAAUAUUAUCCUUCAUGCUGCGAGAGGCCCCUCCUACGAGGUUGCUAACGGCGAGGAAAGCAGCAACAUCAACUUCCCUCAUCAGUUCACGUUACUGUUUGCCAACGGUCUGGGCUUCCCUAAAGGAUUCUCACAUAAAGUUACAGCCAGGCAUGCCGCUCAGCCCGUUCAGCAGAAGUUACGACGGCUUCCACUGGAGGUUCGAGAAAAGGUCUCAGCUGAGCGUCACAAACUGGAGCAAGCGGACAUCAUUGAAAGGAUUGAUGCUUCUCAGUGGGUUUCCCCAAUAGUAGUUGUCUGGAAGAAAAGCGGGGAACUGCGUCUUUGUGCCGACCACCGGAAGCCGAACGAAGCCAUUGUAGUGGACAGCCACCCACUAUCUCACCCGGAUGACCUGUUCCACAGUCUUGCUGGUGCCCGCCACUACUCAAAAUUGGAUCUCUCUUCUGCGCACCAUCAGUUGGUGCUUGCGAAGGAAAGCCAUAAUAUAACAGCGUUCACCACGCACGAGGGUCUCUUUCGUUAUAAGAAAGUCAUUAGAGGAUUAGCGUCAGCCGCAGCUGCUUUCCAGAAGAUGCUUUCGGUUGUACUGAAGUGCUGUAAAGGCGUGCUACAUUACCUUAACGAUAUCCUCAUAUUCGGACGCACCAAGAAGGAUCACGUCCGUCACAUGGUUCUGGUACUUCGAAAUCUUGAAGAGACUGGCUUACACCUAAAUAAGAAGAAAUACGUCUUCACUGCUACCGAAGCAAUUUCUAGGACAUGUCCUUUCCAGAGGGAAGAUCAGGCCCAGCCAAGACACGACUGA